This is a messenger RNA of Musa acuminata AAA Group (dessert banana), 1047 nucleotides long. RefSeq names its product protein transport protein Sec61 subunit beta-like. Gene Ontology annotation, biological process: post-translational protein targeting to membrane, translocation; SRP-dependent cotranslational protein targeting to membrane, translocation. Gene Ontology annotation, cellular component: Sec61 translocon complex; endoplasmic reticulum membrane. Gene Ontology annotation, molecular function: guanyl-nucleotide exchange factor activity. Lineage: Eukaryota; Viridiplantae; Streptophyta; Magnoliopsida; Zingiberales; Musaceae. The record is from RefSeq and is a predicted model, not a curated record. The transcript is spliced from 2 exons. Bases 433 to 750 code for a protein of 105 amino acids.
CAUCCUCAUGCAUUCCUUCUCGAUCUUCUUCGCCGCCCCCGCUUGAUUUGGAUCUUUUUUCUAAACACAUGGGAAAUUCGACCUAGAAUCCUCGAUUCCACCAUAUGUUUGAUUGGUUAUUGUUUUCUGAUAUUGUCAAUAUGAUUUAUAUUAGUGUGAACUUUAAGGAGAAGGGGAUCUGCGAAUUGGUCGCUGAGAUCCCUAAGUUGAGGUUUCAUGUGCUAGUUGUUUUCGUGUUCGCCGAGAUCCGGCGCCUACUUUUAUAGGAAAAAUGUGAUACGAGGAAAACGUAUAGUCAAUUGACGUUGUACGAUUUGGAGUUGACAAUCGCAUGAUCUACUGAUGUUAUGUUGGCGAUUUUGUUGGUUCUACUAAAAUAACCGAGUUAAGGAAAAGAAGAAUUGGUUUAGCAUCUCCUAUGAGAGUAUCAAAAUGAUCUUACAUCUCCUAUACAACCUGCUUGCAGAUGGCAGACAUCUUCUCGAUAGUGAACAGUCAGUCGAUAUGGUUGCUGGCGGUGCGCCACCCAGAGGAAGUGCAGCAGCAGCUGCUAACAUGCGCAGGCGGAGGGCAGUAGGUGGUGGUGCGGCAGCAGCGGGUGGAGGUGCCAGUACCAUGCUCCAGUUCUACACUGAUGUUGCCACAGGGGCCAAGAUGUCUCCCAAUACUGUUCUCUUCAUGAGUAUCGGAUUUAGUGCUGUGGUUGCUCUUCUGCAUGUCGUUGGUAAGCUCUAUUUUGUUCCUCGCUAGAGCUUCAGGCGUGCAGCGACUCUAAUCUCAGUAAAAGUGUACUUUUUCCAAGCAAGCACCUUGUGAAUGUACCCCUGUUAGAUCAUUUAUCAGAUGUAGACAUGAUUCAUUUUAGCAGUUUAGUUUAGGAUUAGCAGCUAUUAGCAUUAUGAGAAUUCUAGAAUGUAUGUAGUUCUACAUGUAUGUUAGUUUUAAGAGAGAUCCAACCUGCAGCUCAGUGUUUAAUUUGUAACAGAUAAAAUGAUUGAACUGCAUUAUGCCUGAAUUAAAAUGCAUAUUUGAUCGCAUUGGGUUCAA